Molecule: messenger RNA, 1038 nt
Organism: Theileria annulata
Lineage: Eukaryota; Apicomplexa; Aconoidasida; Piroplasmida; Theileriidae
Exons: 2
Coding region: 1-1038 (345 amino acids)
Biological process (GO): protein ufmylation
Cellular component (GO): cytosol; cytoplasm
Molecular function (GO): UFM1 activating enzyme activity
Source: RefSeq, a predicted model, not a curated record
AUGUCUAGUUUAAAGGAUGACCCAUCGUCAAGGCUGAAGGCCUUGGAAAAGAUGGGCGUCGUCGAAAAUUUCGACAUAAUCCACUCGUGUACAGUUGCCAUUGUAGGAGUAGGAGGAGUUGGAGCAGUGGUUGCCGAAAUGCUCACGAGGUGCGGAAUAGGUAAACUGAUCCUCUUCGACUACGACGAUAUCGAACUCGCGAACAUGAAUCGGUUAUUUUAUACUCCAAAACAACUUGGAUUGCCCAAAGUCGAGGCUGCAAAGGAGACUCUGAACGUAAUCAACAAUAACGUGUUGAUAGAGCCCAUAAACUGUAAUAUAUGUAGAGAUUACGAGUUGUUUUAUGACAAAAUCGUACACGGAAGUUUGACCGGAUCCCAAGUUGACCUAGUUCUCAGCUGUGUUGAUAACUACGCAGCCAGAGUAACUAUUAAUAAGGCGUGCUGCAAAGCUGAUCAGGUUUGGAUGAAUUCUGGAGUUUCUGAAAACGCAACUAGUGGCCAGAUACAAACUUGUGUCCCAGGAGUUACGGCAUGUUUUCUAUGCGCUCCGCCAUAUAUUGUUGCCACCAAAGGUGAUGAAAGUAAGAUAAAGAGGGCCGACGUUUGUACGGCAAGUCUCCCAACUACAAUGGGAGUGGUCGCCGGUUUACUUGCACACAACGCCUUGAAAUAUUUGUUGAAGUUUGGAGAAGUUACGAACUUUCUCUCCUACAAUUCACUUCAGGAAUUCUUCCCAACGUAUUCGCUCUCGUACACACCUGAUUGUUCAGAGAAGUACUGCGUCCAGAGGCAACUGGAGAAGGUCGAACAUAUAAAAUCCAACAACCAACUAAACGAGUGUAACAACUGUGAGGAAACGAAAGGAGAAGUGAUUCACCCAGAUAACGAGUUUGAGAUUCAAGUAAUGGAUGCAAAGUCAUUUGAGGAAGUCGAGCCUACUACCCCUGAACCAGAUUCUAAUCACGUUAAAAGUAAUCUUUCAUUAACUGAGUUGAGAAAACAACUGAUGUUCGCUUCUGUAACUAAAAACUCAUAA